ACUCACAAGAGGCAGUGAUAGUGUCGAUAAGAGGACAAUAUGUUACUCACUGGCCGUCAUCCUUUACCUGUAUUUAGUCAUACGUAACAGAGAGGGUGGCAAUCUCCCCUGGCGGACAUAUGAUUCGAGAACAGCGCUGGAAGUGAUCCUCCCAACUGCCAUUCACUUCUUCCCGUUGGUCGUCUAUAGCCUCCCCUUACCCAUCACAGUGUUACUGAUUGCUGUAUGGACUUAUCUCAGUUGUCUGGAUUCACUGCUUGAUGCACACGAGGAGAAACUUCUAAGGGAAGCCAACAGGCAUUCCUACCAGCGCUACUGGGGAUGGCAGGAUAUUACGUGGAUUAACGAGGUCCUUCAAUUGUUAUGGCCGUACUUCAAGUCUUUUGCCCUGUCCAGGGCAAAAGUUCUCAUCCGCGAACAAGGGCUUGAGAUCAUUGACCUAACCCUUAAAACCAAGGCUCCCCGGGUAUCAUCUAUCAAGGUCACAAGAAGAGGGUACCAGGUCUUAAUUGAUGUUAAUAUUACUUACAAAGACGAUAUCUCGCUAUGCGUUACAUAUGGUAUUUGGCCAGUCGAAAUUACGGCCAUAGAAAUAGUAGCAGAUGUCGUGAUAGAGCUAAGGGACUUCAUGCCCGAUGUCCCUUUCUUGGGGAAGGCGGUGGUACAUAUGAUAAAACUUCCGACGAUAACAAGAGAAUCUAACUGGGUGGAUAGAUGGUGCAACACUGGUGUAGAGAGAAAAUUCAUGGAUAUGUUCCCUAUCAUCAUACACUCGGCCAAACAUUAUUACAAUGACAUCGAAAGCCUAAGAGACCAUCAGGUUCCUACACGUGACCAACCAGAACUCCAAUGGCUCAAUAUGAUUCUCCUUGGAUUCUGGCCUUCAGUAAAAGACUACAUCGAGGGAUUGGUGUCAGAUCACAUGCAUGAUCUGGAUCCCAGAUUCCAUAUCAGGCGCAUGGAUUUGGGAUACCCUGGUCUUGAAGUGGCGAGCGUUGAUUUUAGAAGGCAAUACGUUGGUGGUGAAAUACGCGCUUUCCUUGAUGUCAAGGUCAUGUAUAACGGCGGCUGUUCUUCUCGCAUCCAAUGGAAUCCUGGUUUCGAAUUUGAAGUCAGUAACAUAAUGGUUCAAGCUGUGCUAAACAUCGAGCUGAUGAACUUUGUUGGUUUUCCACCUUUCGUACAAAAGGUGGUUGUGCACAUGGAAAAAGAUCCAAUCAUAGAUGCAGAAUUUAGCGACAUAGCUUAUUUCAACAUCACACCUAUCAAGAAAUAUGUCAUGUAUUUCAUCAGGAGAAAAGUGAAGAGCUAUUUUCCUAUCACCCAGCACCUCGACUCCGGACUAAGAUUUUGAAGACUCUUUCUAAAAGGUUGAGCGUGCGUCCCAUUGCCCGUUAACUAAACAUGUGGUUGGUUGCUAUGCUGUCAUUUGGCAGUUAUAUCUAUAUGCAGAAUGUACUGUGUACUUCAAGAACAUCUCUAAGCCAUCUAAUAGAUUAAUUCAAACCCAAAGUGUUGAUCACAGUAUAAUUCACAAAUCUUCUCGUUGAAAUUUGGAACACAGAUUUCUCUGUUAGGUGAUGAUUUUCUCUUUCAAAACCACUUUUAUCAGCCAUAAUGAGCACAGUUUAACAAGACCAUUCAUUAACUGACCUGGAUUUUAAGGCACCGUCCCUACUAAAACAGACUGGACUCGUAAUUAAAAGUCGUUGUUCAUAAGAUGAUGAAACCGGAACUGAAAACCAACUUGUCUGGUACACAAUUAGCGAUCGUAUGAUUUGUUUCUUAUAAGAUCCGCAAGUGGCCAACAACCGUUUUAUUCUGUAUUAGCUAGUUUUUGUUUACAAAUUCUCUUAUUUUUAUGUGUAUUUUUAGUUUGUAUUUUCUAUUCUUUAAUUUUUUUUUCUUUUUUAGCUUUUUUAAUCGUGGGUUCAUUUGCAUUGUUAGUUCUUUUAAUUCUUAAUUGGUUUUACCCAUUUUCUUAAGGUUUAGGUACACAGUCUUAUUUUAUUUUCAAUGAUUUUUAUGUUUUGUCUAUAAUUUCAACUUCAUCAUGAGGCUAUAUACCUUGAAAGCAUAAUAAAAUGUUCUAUCUGACCUUAGCAAAGUUAUUCAUUAUCAAAUUAAGAUUUCAAGUAGCCGCUUUAUGACCGAGACACUAUACAUCUCUCUAUCUAUCUAUCUAUAUAGGUUGGUACCUGCAGCAAUGACUAAUCUAUCCUUAUGUACAUUUGGGUUUAAAUAGAUUAUUGUAUAAUUUAUUUGUAUUUAUAAUCCACAAUAUUUAUUCAUUUACUACAGCCUUGAAAAUGAGACUUUUUGUCUUGAAACGUCGGCACAAAUAAAGAUGUUUUUAUGUA
Macrobrachium nipponense is the source of this 2360-nucleotide messenger RNA. RefSeq lists its product as uncharacterized. NCBI's taxonomy places the organism in Eukaryota, Metazoa, Arthropoda, Malacostraca, Decapoda, Palaemonidae. The record is from RefSeq and is a predicted model, not a curated record. Bases 629 to 1354 code for a protein of 241 amino acids. The transcript is spliced from 13 exons.